Platichthys flesus (European flounder) is the source of this 10850-nucleotide messenger RNA. It is a transcript of the gene sptbn2, whose product is annotated as spectrin, beta, non-erythrocytic 2. Gene Ontology annotation, molecular function: actin filament binding; structural constituent of cytoskeleton; phospholipid binding. Bases 516 to 7526 code for a protein of 2336 amino acids. The record is from RefSeq and is a predicted model, not a curated record. Gene Ontology annotation, cellular component: spectrin; cell junction; cortical actin cytoskeleton. NCBI's taxonomy places the organism in Eukaryota, Metazoa, Chordata, Actinopteri, Pleuronectiformes, Pleuronectidae. The transcript is spliced from 38 exons. Gene Ontology annotation, biological process: actin cytoskeleton organization.
UUUGUUUACACAGCUAUCCGACCGCAGCCAGUUAGCCUGCUCGGCUGUGCUCUGUUCCAGCAAGUGUGAGUUCAGAGUUUGGAGGGAAAGGAAUUGCCACUCGAACCACGAGGGAGUGCAACCAAACGAUUUUUCUUUGCUCAGAGGCCACAACUGUGGUGAAAUUCUUCAUAGGAGGAGGUGAAACCAGAGAACAUUUUGUUCUUCGGUUUUGUUUGAAAUGCUUCUUUGAAAAAACCCUCUACUCCGGCGCUCAUUGCUGUGUCUUCAUUGGACAAGGUGGGACAUACAGUGGAUGAAGAGAAGAACAAGCGGCAAUUUUUUCAAGCUUGUGUUGUGCCUAACUAAGGCACAACUCUGAGGGAAUCUGGAAAAGCCACGUUUUCUUUCUUUUGGAAAACACUUUAAAGGAUUUGAUACUUUGUAGUGGGAAAGGGUUGCUCUGCUGUGCUAUGUACAACAACUCCCAUUCACUUCAUAUCUGAGAGGAAUAUUUUAGAGAGAGAAAAGCAGCCAUGGAGUGGGACCAGAGGGAAAGAGAGCACUCCUUGUCCCCAGCAGCAUUUGUUAAUCAGGUGCAAUACUCCAACAUCUUGGAAGGAAGGUUUAAACAGCUACAAGAUGAGCGUGAAGCGGUUCAGAAGAAGACCUUUACCAAAUGGGUGAACUCUCACUUAGGCCGAGUGACCAGUCGCAUUGGUGAUUUGUACACCGACCUACGCGAUGGCCGUAUGCUAAUCCGCCUUCUGGAAGUGCUCUCAGGAGAACAGCUGCCAAAACCCACCAAGGGACGCAUGCGUAUCCACUGCCUGGAGAAUGUUGAUAAAGCCCUGCAGUUCCUCAAGGAGCAAAAAGUCCAUCUGGAAAACAUGGGCUCCCAUGACAUUGUGGACGGGAAUCACCGCCUCACACUGGGUCUCAUCUGGACCAUUAUCCUUCGCUUCCAGAUCCAGGACAUCAGUGUGGAGACGGAAGACAACAAGGAGAAAAAGUCAGCUAAAGAAGCCCUGCUGCUUUGGUGCCAAAUGAAAACUGCUGGAUAUCCCAACGUCAACAUUCACAACUUCACUACCAGCUGGCGAGAUGGUCUGGCGUUCAGUGCCAUUGUGCACAAACACAGAUCUGACCUGAUUGAGUUUGACAACCUGAAGAGAUCCAAUGCUCACUACAAUCUUCAGAAUGCUUUCAAUGUGGCUGAGAAGGAACUGGGCCUUACCAAGCUGCUGGAUCCAGAAGAUGUCAAUGUUGAUCAGCCUGAUGAAAAGUCCAUCAUUACCUAUGUGGCCACCUACUAUCAUUACUUCUCCAAGAUGAAAGCCCUGGCAGUGGAGGGCAAAAGAAUUGGCAAGGUGCUGGACUAUGCGAUUGAGGCUGACCAGCUGAUAGAGAAGUACGAAACCCUGGCUUCAGAGCUGCUGCAGUGGAUUGAGCAGACCAUAGGGACGCUAAAUGACAGGCAGCUCGCCAACUCCCUGAAUGCUGUGCAGAACCAGCUUCAGGCUUUUAACUCCUACCGGACUGUGGAGAAACCCCCCAAAUUUACAGAGAAAGGAAACUUGGAGAUUCUUCUCUUUACUAUCCAAAGCAAGAUGCGAGCAAACAACCAGAAAGUCUACAUGCCAAGAGAGGGCAAACUUAUCUCAGACAUCAACAAGGCAUGGGAGCGACUGGAAAAGGCAGAGCAUGAACGUGAGCUGGCGCUGCGAAAUGAGUUGAUUCGACAGGAGAAGCUGGAGAUGCUCGCUGCUCGUUUUGACCGCAAAGCAGCUAUGAGGGAGACAUGGCUGAGUGAGAACCAGAGGCUGGUGUCUCAGGACAACUUUGGAACCGAUCUGGGAGCGGUGGAAGCUGCCACCCGUAAACAUGAGGCCAUUGAGACAGACAUUGGGGCAUAUUGGGAGCGUGUGGCUGCUGUGGAGGCUGUUGCAAAAGAGCUGGAAGCAGAAGGAUACCAUGAUGUGCGGCGUGUUAUUGCUCGAAGGGAUAAUGUGCUUCGACUCUGGGAAUACCUGAAAGAGCUUCUGGUUGCACGCAGAGAGCGGCUGAAUGCCCACCGUGACCUACAGAGGCUGUUCCAGGAGAUGUGCUACAUCAUGGAUUGGACGGCAGAUAUGAAGAAUCGUCUGCAGUCUCAGGAUAAUGGCAAACAUUUGCAUGAUGUGUUGGACCUUCUUCAGAAACACAAUUUGGUAGAGGCUGACAUAUCAGCUCAGGCAGAGAGGAUCAAGGCAGUGCAGGGAGCAGCACAGCGCUUCACUUCCUAUGAACAGGCCUACAAACCAUGUGAGCCAGGACUAGUAGGUGAAAAGGUGGACCUGCUCGGUCAAGCUUACGAGGAGCUUGGUCAGCUUGCCUGCAAACGUAGAGAGCAGUUGGAGGACUCUCGUCGCCUGUGGCAGUUCAUGUGGGAUGUCGGAGAGGAGGCAGCCUGGAUCCGAGAACAGGAGCAGAUCCUGGCUAGUGGAGACUGUGGGCGGGACCUCACUUCUGCUCUUCACCUGCUCAGUAAACAUGAGGCUUUCAGAGAUGAGAUGGCUGCCCGCUAUGGUCCCCUGAGUAACAGCAUUGCUGCCGGGGAAGCUUUGGUUAACGAGGGACACUUUGGAGCCCCAGAGGUCACAGAGAGGAUUGAAGACAUCCGUUCACAGUGGGCACAUCUUGAGGAGACAACUAAACUGAGAGAGCAGAGACUCAAAGAAGCUGUGGCCCUGCAACAGUUCCAAACAGAUGCCAGUGACAUGGAGGCCUGGAUCAUGGAGACACUUAGACAGGUGUCAAGUCAGGAGUUGGGCCACGAUGAGUUCUCCACUCAAACUAUAGCUCGCAAGCAGAGGGAGAUAGAUGAGGAGAUCCAGAGCCACCGCCCCGUCAUCGACUCCUUGCAAGAGCAGGUUCAAGCACUACCGCAGGCCUAUACACAAUCCCCUCAGGUGGAUGGCCGCCUACCUGCUAUCGAACAGAGUUAUGAAGAACUGGAGACUCUGUCAGUAGCUCGGCGGCAGGCUCUGGAAGGAGCCCUGGCUCUUUACCGCAUGUUCAGUGAAGCAGGCGCCUGCCAGCUCUGGGUGGAAGAAAAGGAGCAGUGGUUAGACAGCAUGGAGAUCCCAACCAAACUGGAAGACUUGGAGGUGGUGCAGCAGAGAUUUGAGACUCUUGAACCUGAGAUGAAUAAUCUAGGAACUCGAGUCACUGAUGUUAAUCAGGUGGCAGAGCAGCUGCUGAGCUCUGACAACUGUAGUAAAGACCAAAUCCACCAGACAAAAGACCAACUCAACAGCAGAUGGACAGAGUUUGAACAACUGGCUGGUCAAAAGAAACAUGCCCUCGAGUCUGCCCUCAACAUCCAGAACUACCACUUGGAGUGUAAUGAGAUCCAGACUUGGAUGAAGGAAAAGACCAAGGUGAUUGAAUCCACUCAGAGUCUGGGCAAUGACCUGGCUGGAGUGAUGGCACUGCAACGCAAACUCACCGGCAUGGAGAGGGACCUGGAGGCCAUUCAGGGCAAAUUGGAUGACCUAAGAAAUGAGGCAGAAACGCUGGCCACAGAACAUCCAGAUCAGGCAGGAGAGAUCCAAGGCCGCCUGGCUGGGAUUCAAGAAGUGUGGGAGGAGUUGAACGCGACCAUGAAGCGACGUGAGGAAUCACUGGGUGAAGCCAGCAAGCUGCAGGGCUUCCUCAGGGACCUGGAUGGUUUCCAGUCCUGGUUGUCCCGCACCCAAACAGCCGUGGCCUCAGAAGACAUUCCCACUUCUCUGACUGAGGCUGAGAGUUUACUAGCCCAGCAUGAGAAUAUAAAGAAUGAGGUGGAUAACUAUAAGGAGGACUAUGAGAAGAUGCGUGCAGUCGGUGAGGAGGUCACCCAAGGUCAGACAGAUGCCCAGUACAUGUUCUUGGCUCAGAGGCUCCAGGCACUGGAUACUGGCUGGCAUGAGUUGCGUCGCAUGUGGGAGAACCGCCACAGUCUUCUGGCCCAAGCCUUUGACUUCCAGACUUUCCUAAGAGAUGCAAAGCAGGCGGAAGCUUUCCUGAACAGCCAGGAGUAUGUGCUGUCCCAUACAGAGAUGCCUGCCAGUCUACAGGGAGCAGAAGAGGCCAUUAAGAAGCAUGAGGAUUUCCUCACUACCACAGAGGCCAGUGAGGAGAAGAUAACUGGUGUAGUGGAGAACGGAAGGCGACUCAUCAAUGACUCUAAUGCAAACUCUGAUAAGAUCCAGGAAAAAGUUGAUUCUAUCCAGGAAAGGCAUUUUAAGAAUAAGGAGUCUGCAAAUGAAUUGCUGACAAAGCUUAAGGACAAUCGUGAACUUCAACACUUCCUCCAAGAUGGGCAAGAGCUCACAUUGUGGAUCAAUGAGAAGAUGCUGACGGCACAGGACAUGUCUUAUGAUGAGGCCAGAAAUCUUCACAGCAAGUGGCAGAAGCACCAGGCCUUCAUGGCAGAGCUGGCCUCUAACAAAGACUGGCUGGAUAAAAUUGACAAGGAGGGUCAGGCUCUGGUGGCAGAGAAGCCUGAGCUGAAACCUGUUGUCCAGCAGACCCUGGAGGACCUACAGCGUCAGUGGGAGGAGCUGGAAGGCACCACACGCACCAAGGCCCAGUGUUUGUUCGAUGCUAACCGGGCUGAGCUCUUUACACAGAGCUGCUCCUCUCUAGAUGUCUGGCUGAAGAACCUCGAGGGUCAGCUGCAUAAUGACGAAUACGGCAAAGAUUUGACCAGUGUCAACAUCUUGCUCAAGAAGCACCAGAUGCUGGAGCACCAGAUGGAGGUCAGAGAGAAGGAGGUGCAGUCCCUGCAGUCUCAGGCUCUGGCGCUGUCCCAGGAGGACGCUGGUCUAGCAGAGGUAGAUGGUCAGCAAAGGCGUGUCACUGACAACUUCUCAAACCUCCAGGAGCCUCUCAAACUGAGGAGACAGAGACUACUCGCCUCCAAAGAAGCACAUCAGUUCAACAGAGAUCUGGAGGAUGAAAUUCUAUGGGUGAAAGAGAGGAUGCCCCUGGCUAACUCCACAGACCAUGGAAAAGAUCUGCCUACUGUUCAGCUGCUUAUCAAGAAGAACCAGACAUUACAGAAGGAGAUCCAGGGCCACCAGCCUCGCAUUGAUGACAUCCACAGAAGAGGGGAGACUCAGAGCCAGGUCGAUGGUGAGAGACAGUCUGUCCUAGAGGAGCGUCUUGUUGAGCUGAACGACCUUUGGGACCAACUGAUUGGCGAGACAGACAAACGUCAUGCACGUUUAAUAGAGGCCAAUCGCGCCCAGCAGUUCUAUGCUGAUGCAGCGGAGGCCGAAGCUUGGAUGGGCGAACAAGAGUUACACAUGAUGUCAGAAGAAAAGGCCAAGGACGAGCAAAGCGCACUAGUGAUGGUCAAGAAGCACCAGAUCCUGGAGCAGGCACUUGAGGACUACGCCCAAACCAUUCACCAGCUAGCCAAUAGCAGCCGUCUCAUGGUCACCAGUGAACACCCAGAGAGUGAGAGAAUCAACUUACGGCAAGCCCAAGUGGACAAACUGUAUGCCGGGUUGAAAGACCUCGCUGAGGAGCGUCGUGGCCGGCUUCAGGAGAGACUGCGGCUGACCCAGCUGAAGCGGGAGGUGGAUGACCUAGAACAGUGGAUUGCUGAGAGGGAGGUGGUUGCCGGCUCCCAUGAACUAGGACAGGACUAUGAACAUGUCACAAUGCUGAGAGACAAGUUCAGGGAGUUUGCUCGUGACACCAGCACUAUUGGCCAAGAGCGAGUAGAUGGUGUAAAUGGGUUGGCAGAUGACUUGAUUGAGUCGGGUCAUCCUGAGAAUGCCAGUGUAGCUGAGUGGAAGGAUGGUCUAAAUGAGGCCUGGGCAGAUCUGCUGGAGCUGAUCGACACACGCACACAAAUGUUGGCUGCCUCCUACGAGUUGCACCGCUUCCAUCAGGAUGCCAUGGAGGUGCUCGGACGUGUUAAGGAAAAGCAUGAGGCACUGCCUUCUGACCUUGGCCGUGACCUGAACACUGUCCAGCAUCUACACAGGCAGCACAACACGUUUGAACAUGACAUCCAGGCCCUCAGUGGACAGGUGAACCAGGUGCAAGAGGAUGCAGCCCGGUUGCAGAAGGCUUAUGCUGGAGAGAAAGCUGAUGACAUUAACAGGAGUGAAAAUGCUGUGACUUCUGCCUGGGAGGGCUUGCUCGAGGCUGGUCAGGCCCGCAGGCUCCUCCUGCUGGACACGGUGGAGAAGUUCCGCUUCUUCAACAUGGUGCGAGACCUCAUGCUAUGGAUGGAUGGCGUCAACCUGCAAAUUGACGCACAUGACAGUCCAAGGGAUGUAUCAUCUGCAGGGCUGGUCAUUGCCAAUCAUCAGGACAUCAAGUCAGAGAUUGAGACCAGGGUUGACAGCUUUACUGCCUGUACUGAGAUGGGAAAUACUCUCAUUAACAACAAUCACUAUGCAGCUGAUGAGAUUCGGGAGAAACUGGUUCAGCUCCAGGAAAAGAGAGACAGGAUCAACAAAAACUGGCUAGACAAGAUGGACCAUCUACAAAUUGUGCUGGAGGUGCUGCAGUUUGGACGGGAUGCCUGUGUGGCAGAGUCUUGGUUGGCAGGUCAAGAACCUCUGGUGCGAACAGCAGAGCUGGGCGCAAAUGUGGACGAGGUCGAGAGCCUUAUAAAGCGUCACGAGGCCUUUGAAAAACUUGCUUCAGCCUGGGAAGAUCGCUUUGUCCUACUGGAGAAACUCACUACACUUGAGGAGCAGGAGAUCCAGAGGAGGCGAGAGGAAGAGGAGAGGGCUCGCCGACCCCCCACACCACCCCCAGUCGAAGAAGUGGCACAGUCUGAGGCAGAAAGUCAUCCACAUGAUUCGGCAGCCAGAACCAGUCUGGACCAGACCACCCUCAAUCAGGAUGUGUCAGUGAAUGGAGUACAUAGUGAUAAUGACACAUCUCAGGGCUCAGAGUCGGAGUCGGUGAACGGGCCAGGUAGAGACAGUGGGCUGGCAUCUUCUCGCCUCGAGCCGUCUGCAACGUUACCAGGCAGGGGUGGAGCAGAGUCCGAGCCAGACACCAUGGAGGGGAUGCUCUGUCGAAAACAGGAGAUGGAGUCCCACAGCAGAAAGGCAGCUACCAGGUCUUGGCAGAACGUGUACUGUGUCUUAAGAAAAGGAAGUCUUGGUUUUUAUAAAGAUGGCAAGAGUGCCAGCAACGGAAUUCCAUAUCAUGGAGAGGUACCCAUCAGCCUCGGCGAGGCUGUGUGUGAGGUAGCAAACGGCUAUAAGAAGAGGAAACAUGUGUUCAAGCUCAGGCUAGGGGAUGGAAAAGAGUACCUGUUCCAAGCCAAGGAUGAGUCGGAAAUGAGCUCCUGGAUCAGCUCCAUCCUCAGUUCCAUUCCAACAGGAUCAGGAGACUCACCCGGAGUUCCACGGGCCAUCAGCCGCGCCAUGACGAUGCCUCCCAUCUCCCCCAGCUCAGUUGAUGCUGGAGGCGUCACCAUGCGCAACAAAGAGGGGAAAGACAAGGAUCGAGAGAAGAGGUUCAGCUUCUUUGGCAAGAAGAAAUAGAACACUUGUAAAAUCAGUGAUGGAAACUAGAUUUCUCAAAAUUCAACACAGUGAAGCAGGCAGAAUGAAAAGUACAAACAGGUCAAACCAACACACUGCUUUCAGUGCAGGCCCCAAGGAAUUUGUCCACAGCUACUGUACGUGGCACACAGUGAACUUUGUUUCUUUUCUUUCUCUCCCUCGCCAUUUUUAUCUGUCAUUUAUUUUUUCGUUCACCCAGUUCUUAUUUCACAUUUAUCUGCAUCCAACAAUGAAAGCCCUCAUCCAAAGGCAGUUUCAGCCAACCAGCAGAGCUCAGUGUGAGUCAGUAACAGGUCUGGUUGUCGUUAGCAGGGAUCCAGGCCCAGUUCACUUCCAAUCUCCUCUUCAGCAUGAUGGUUUUAUUGCCCUCACUCUUAAGUGCUCUCUCUUUGGGAAGGAUCACAUCAGUCUUUUUUUUCUGUUCUCGGUAUUGAUGUUAUUAACCUGACCAAUAUUAUUGCUAUUAUUAUUAUUAUUAUUUAUCUUUUGCUGUUGCUGGUUUGAGAAAACUAAUUUGACAGUAGAUGAUCUUGAUUCAUGUUGGGGAGAGAAAUAAAUUUAGUUUCACUAGUGGAGAAUGUAGGGCUUGCCCUUGUAUGUAUUUCUUUUAUGACAGUUAUUGAGGUGUUUUGAGAAAAAAUAAAACUCUUUGAAUUUUAGCAGCGUGCAGUAAGUGAUCACACGUUUCAUUGGGAAAUGAUAUAUAAAUAUAUAUAUAUUUAAUAAGUGGUUUUAUUUUUUAUUUUAUCUAUAAUUUUGCCUGUAUUUGAUUAUUUCUUUUGAGCGAUCUUUUCUGCUUAAUUUUCAGCUUUUUUUCUGUACAAAGCAGAUAAGAUUAGUUUUCUAGUGUGUGUGUGUGUGAGCGUGUGUGUGAGUUGUGGUGCUGUGGAUUUUGCACGUUUAUGUUAUUCCUAAUUAAACGUGGCCAGGCUGAUGCUGCUUUUCGGUACGCAAAUGUAGACAAAAGCCAGACAAACUCAAACUCACAAUAUUACUGGAAUUAUUUCCUCAGAAUGCCUUUUUUCUUUUCUCUUUUUUUUGUUGCUUUUUAUUAUAUGUCAGAAGAAAUUAACAAUGAAGAUCCUCAAGACGGUUUCAUUAUUUCUGUUUCUCUCAAUAUCUAUUUCUGUUCUCCCUCCAUCUGCUGUUGUGAAGGCACGGGGCAGUGUGUAGAUAAAAAGCUGAUGCACAUGUGAGCAGGACAGCUGACGGGUCUUAUUGCAGGUGAAAUGAGGGGCGUGGAAGUGAUAGGCAGUGAAGAAUAUGGUUUGUGUGCUACUUGACAGAGAGAGGUGUAGUGAGCCUUACUUGAACCUACUACAGAUACACUGAACCCUUUUUUUUACAAACCCACCUCCCAUUCAACAAGUCUUAAAGAAAGCUUUCUUAGUACUAAUGAUAAGAAUGUUAAACGUGUGCCCUGUGGCAAUGAUCUAAUGUAUGUCAGUGGAUUGUAUAUGCAGGUAAGAAAUGAAUCAACAGAGGGAGAAGCCCUGAAUUCUCUCUGAAACGAGCUUUGCGCUCUCGCAUAUGUGGCAUGACUUCGUGUAAGUUUAUACUCGAUGUGUCUCAUCUGUUCUCUUCUGUGUUGGUGUAAUCACUUCAUAUUCAGGGUUGAGAGCAACCAAUUAUCUGUAAUUGGCAUUUACAUUCAUCCAAGAUAUAAUGGCAAUCUAACAAAGAUUUGUGUUUAGGCUCCUCAAAUACUGAACAUAAUUGAUAGGAAAGAUGCAUUUACAGUAUAUUGUGAAACUAGACUGUAGCUCAAUUACAAAGAAACAUCUAGAGACCAUCGGAGGGGUCGGUAACUGUUUGGUCGAGUCACUCACUUAAAUCCAGGUGUUAAUUUGCCUUUUGUACCUGCCAAAAAGCAAAAAGAAGAUUUUUUUUUUUGAAAACCUUGAGUGGGUUGCAUAUUUUGCAGAUAAACAAUAAUUUGACCUGUCCUAAAUGUUGAAAGUAGCCUGGAUGUGUCACAGGCCUUUGCAGGGCUGAUGAGUUCACAGGAAUGUCACACCAAACUGUUGUGAUAACACACACAGGGGGAAGUAAACUUGCAUUCGGUUGCAGUUUAAGCUGGUCGGCCUUAUUUUUCCAGUUCCUAACGAAUGUGCAAACGCUGUUCAAAUCCGACACCCGACAUCCACUUUGAGACGAUUAGUGAUCAGGGUUAAUUUGACACCACCUAACAUUGCCUUGUCUCUGUCAGUGGGACUUAGCAUCCAGGGUGCGUGACAGAGCUCCCUAUAGAGACAGUCCACUUUAAGUAACCUCAAACUCAAAGUUCAACCGGUCAACGAGGUCAUUGCAUACACGAGUGAGCCGACGCAGUUUAGCACAUCGUGCACAAUUUCCUAUGAAUCAUUCUCCCCCAGUGGACGAGCUGGCUGUAGUGAACACUGCACUGCACAGCCUCCAUUCGCUGUUAUAGGGAGUUCAAGUUCAUAGCUCACACAGGUGUGUUUUCUUAUCAGCUCAUUUGAAUGUGUGAAAAUUCAAUUUAGUUUUGGGCCAAAUUGGUCACGUGAAGCAAAAACGUCCUUGACACACUGUACACAAGCUCUCUCUCUUUCUUUCACACACACAUUGGUACUGUUCUGUAUAUUCAAUGCAGAAUGACCUUGGCGAUCCAGUCUUGUGGGAAUGUCCUCAGCUGGCUGAUUCGAUGUUGCAUAUGGCACCCUUUUAAAACAAAACAAAAGUAACACUGUGCUACUGGUGAGCUUCGAGCAGAACAUGGGACGUGUGUAUUAUUGAUGUCAAAGAGAUGAGUCUGGUUAUGAGAGAACUUGUCACAACGGAGAACUUCAUGAAGAAAGAAUUACAACUUUUACUUGUUGAGUAUUAGAUAUGAGUGAAAACAGACUGGUGAUAAUUUUAGCUUCCUUUUUUUAGAAGAAGGCAGGAUCUUUGCUGUCUAGUGGGAGCUUGUAUUUUUUCCUCCAGUAGUCUGUCUUGCAGCAUUUGAUAAGCCUGUUCGACAACCUUCAUUUCUGAUUUACUUUUGACGAAUGUCUGUUCCUCCCUCUGUAAUUCAGAGCUGUUAAUACCACUACUAUUAUUAAUUGCUGUUAUUAUCAUUAUUGCUACUGUUGUUACUAUUACUACUACUGUUACUAAUGCAACCUAUUGCAAAAAGUAUAACUGCUGUCCAUUUUCAGGUACGUGUCUGUAAUACCAGACCCUUCCACACGAUGUCAGUGUGCUGUGGAGCAUUUUCAUUACGAAACGAAAAUAAUGUUUGUUGACUUGUGUAUCUACAUCUAAUAUUAGGAAUAAUAAAACAUGGUUUAAUGAAACAAA